UCACUGGUGGAGAUCGAAGCGUAAUUUACGAGUGGUCGCAUUAUCACUUCAAGAUCGUCGGGUUGCCGCCAUGGACGCGUCGAUGGACCAGACGAUCCUGCGGCAUGAGGUGUCGGAGAUCAACUUCGGCUUCUACUCGGACGAUGAGAUCCGCGCGCUCUCGGUCAAGCAGAUCACGUCGCGCAACUCGUUUGACGGGCUCAAGAACCCGGUCGUCGGCGGCCUGUACGACCCCGCGAUGGGCCCGAUCGAUUUCAACAUGAUCUGCCCGACGUGCCACAUGACGCAGAAGGAGUGCCCGGGCCACUUGGGCCACAUUGAGUUGCCGGUGCCGGUCUACUCGCCCGUCCUCUUUGCGACGCUUCUCAACAUCCUCAAGCGCAAGUGCAUGAGCUGCCACAAGUUUCGCCGUGCGUCGUCGUCGUCGCGCAUCUUCCGCGUGCGCCUCUUGCUGUUGGACAACGGCUACAUUGAAGAGGCCUCGCAGAUGCUCGACCUCCUGGAGCAGAAGGACGGCAACUUUGAGGAAGGCCAUGCGCAGACCAUCCAGCGUCAGCAGGCGAUUCUCGACGAGUACGAGCGCCUCGCGCUCUCGGGCGCGGCCACGUUCUUGCCCAAGAACCCGCGCGCGGUCGAGGUCGAGCGCGAUAGCAUCAUCAGCGCGUUCCUGAAGGGCAUGACGUACAAGUGCGAAAACUGCGAAGCGCACUCGCCGGCCAUUCGCCAGGACUCGGCGGCCAAGAUCUUCCUCAAGCCGCUCUCGCAGCGCUCGCUGCGUCACAACAAGUCGCGCGCGAUCAACCUCAACUCGGCCUUUGACAUGGUGCACAAGACGACCGAUAGCAAGGCGCCGACCGCUGACGACUCGGACAUCGACUCGGACGAAGACAUGGACUCGGAAGAGACCUCGACUGCGGGCCACCAGUACCUUGCGCCGCUCGAGGUCAUGUCGCAGCUCCAACUGCUCUGGCAAAACGAAGAUGGCUUGACCGAGCUCAUGUGGGGCAACCGCGUGGCGGCGAGCCGCCGCGGCGACAACCUCGCGCUCAACGGCUGGAUGAAGUUCUUUCUGAACGUGAUUCCCGUCGCGCCGUCGCGCUUCCGUCCACCCGUGAUCAUGGGCGACACGCAGUUUGAGCAUGCGCAGAACAACUACCUCUCCAAGAUCAUCUCGCUCUCAGAGCAGAUGAUGCAGCUCAACAGCGCGCGCCGCGACGCGACAGUGACGCGGAUGCCGCCAAGUCGGUCAACCUCUCGGACAAGAUUUACCUCUGGACCGAGCUCCAGACGCAGGUCAACUGCCUCAUCGACAACUCCAAGGCCAAGCGCCCGGAUGACAUGCCCCAAGGCAUCAAGCAGCUCAUCGAAAAGAAGGAGGGUCUCUUCCGCAAGCACAUGAUGGGCAAGCGCGUCAACUACGCCGCGCGCUCGGUCAUUUCGCCGGAUCCGUACAUUGCCACGUCCGAGAUUGGUGUCCCGCUGCGAUUUGCCAAGACGUUGACGCUGCCGCAGGCCGUCACGCCUUGGAACGUGGUCGAGAUGCGCCAGCUCGUCGAGAACGGCCCGCAGAUCCACCCGGGCGCCAACUUUGUCGAGAACGAACGCGGCCAGCUCAUCGAUUUGAGCAAGCGCACGUUCGACCAGCGCCGCGCGAUCGGCAAAACGCUUCUGACGCGCUCGGCGAGUGCGCAGGGCGCGCACCAGAAGCACAAGGUGAAGCGCGUGUGGCGCCACCUCAAGAGCGGCGACGUCGUGCUCAUGAACCGUCAGCCGACGCUCCACAAGCCCAGUAUGAUGGCGCACGUGACGCGUGUGCUGACCAACCCCGCGAUGCAGACCAUCCGCAUGCACUACGCCAACUGCAACACGUUCAACGCCGACUUUGACGGCGAUGAGAUGAACAUGCACUUUCCGCAGAACGAGCUCGCGCGCGCGGAAGCCUACCACAUUGCCAACAACGACAACCAGUACCUCGUGCCGACGGACGGGUCGCCGCUCCGCGGUCUCAUCCAGGAUCACGUCGACUCGGGCGUCAAGCUCACGCAGCGGGAUACGUUCUUGACCAAGGACAUGUACCUCCAGCUCGUCUACUCGGCGUGGACGUGCCUCGACGGCGAGAAGGGCGUCAUCAAGACGCUGCCGCCGACGCUUCUCAAGCCGCAGCCCAUGUGGACAGGCAAGCAGGUCAUGUCGACGAUCUUGCUCAUGCUCACGGCCGGCAAGCCGUCGCUCAACCUCGACUCGAAGGCCAAGAUCAAGGCCGACCUCUACGGCCCCAAGAACGCCGAGCACAUCAUCGUCUUCCGUGACGGCGAGCUGCUCCAGGGUGUGCUCGAUAAGGCCCAGUUUGGUGCCUCCGAGUACGGUUGGGUCCACGCUGUCUAUGAGCUCUACGGCGCGGGCACGGCUGCGAAGCUCCUCACGGCGCUCGGCCGCGUGCUCACGUGCUACCUCCAGUAUGCCGGCCACACGUGUGCGCUCGAAGAUUUGACGCUGACGGGCCCUGCGGAAGAGGAGCGUCGCCGCCUCGUCGAGCAGAGUGUCUUGCACGGUGAGGUCGCGUACUCGGAGUUUGCGGGCCUCCCGGGCCUCAAGGACGACGAGACGCGCCGCAUGAACGACGACGAGCGCGCCAAGCUGCGCGAGACCAUGCGCCGCAAGAUGGCCGAGGACCUCGAAAACACGUCGGCGGCCCUCGACUCGCACAUGAUGGGCUUUGUGCACGGCUCCAACUCGGAGAUCAUCAAGUCGUGUCUGCCGCACGGCCAGAACAAGAGCUUCCCGGCCAACUGUUUCUCGCUCAUGGUGCUCACGGGUGCGAAGGGCUCGAUGGUCAACCACUCGCAGAUCUCGUGCGGCCUCGGCCAGCAGGCGCUGGAAGGUCGCCGUGUGCCUGUGCUUGUGAGCGGCAAGUCGCUGCCGUCGUUCGAGCCGUUCGACCCGAGCCCGCGCGCCGGUGGCUACAUUACCGAUCGUUUCUUGACGGGUCUCCGUCCCCAAGAGUACUACCACCAUUGCAUGGCGGGUCGCGAAGGUCUCGUCGAUACGGCUGUCAAGACGUCCCGGUCCGGCUACCUCCAGCGUUGCUUGGUCAAGCACCUCGAGGACCUCCAUGUGGGCUACGACCAUACGGUGCGCAACUGCGACGGCAACGUCGUGCAGUUCCUCUACGGCGAAGACGGCGUCGAUACGCUCAACUCGGCGUUCCUCUCGGGCAAGGCCGACCAGAUGAGCUUCCUCGCGAUGAACCACGCGUCGCUCUCGCACAAGUUUGGCAUCACGGCCGACUUUUUGGAGACGUCGGGCCUCGACGUUGUCGCGCCGGCGCAGCUCCACCACGAGAUCAAGUCGGCCAAGCGCCACGGCUACGAGGGCGGCCUCUUUGAGAUGCACGCGAUGAAGGAAGGCCUUAGCGUCCUCGCGCGCCGGCUCCAGCCCGGCCACCACAAGUGGAAGAAGGGCCACUUUGCCCUUGGAUGGCAUGCGGCGACGAUCGCCAAGGUCGACGCCAGCGGCGAGUACCCCGUGUACGACCUCACGUACGAAGAUGGCGAGACGGUGGUCGGCGUGCCGCAGUUCAAGCAAUUCAAGGCGAGCACGGCGACGAUGCCUGAGAACGAGUACAUGUGCGGCUCGGUCGAGCUCAUUCGGCCGCAGCUGCCCGACCCGGUCAUGCACGCACUGCCGCUCAACCACCACAUUGGCACGGUCUCGGAGAAGACGCAGAACCACAUUGAAGCGUACUCGAAGGCCAACCCGAGCAAUCUCCUCGAGUCCAAGAAGAACAAGCUCGGCGGCGUCGUCUCGGCGUCCGGCUUCCGCCUCAUGGUGUGGGUCAAGUACAUGCGCAGCUUGUGCCAGCCCGGUGAGAACGUCGGUACGAUCUGCGCGCAGUCGAUUGGUGAGCCCUCGACGCAGAUGACGCUCAACACGUUCCACUUGGCGGGCCACGGUGCCGCCAACGUCACGCUCGGUAUCCCGCGCCUGCGUGAAAUCAUCAUGACGGCGAGUAAGAAGAUGUCGACGCCGAUGAUGACGAUCCCGUUGCUCCCGACCGCGUCGCCGGCCGACGGCAUGGCGGUCGAGCAGCAGCUCAACCAAGUGCCGCUCGCCGAGCUCAUUCGCAACACCAAGGGCAUCCGGGUCCAGGAUCAGUUUCUCGAGGCCGAGAACCGCGUCCUCUGGUGCCGCGAGUACACGAUCCGUCUCUACUUUUUCAAGCCCAAGCUCAUCCGCGACGCAUUUGGCAUUACGACCAAGGAGAUCCAGCGCGCGUUCGGCCGCCACUUUGUCUCGAAGCUUCUUACGCUGCUCAAGCACGAAAUGCGCAAGAGCGGCGUGACCGUCUCGGUCGAGUCGGGCAACUCGAUGAGCGCCCGGUCCUCCGACAACCUCGACGACGACGACGAGACGCCGCGUGGCCGUGCCAAGAAGACCAAGGACGACGACGACGACGACGAUGACGAAGAUCAAGGCACGCUCAAGUUUGGCGCCAAGAAGGAAGCUGCGGGCUACGGCGACAUGGACGACGAAGACAUUGCCGUCCAGCGCGCGGCCGACUCGGACGAUGACGACGACGACGAGGCGCCCAAGAAGAAGUCGGCGGCGGCGUCGUCCGACACGGAAAACAGCUCGGACGACGAGGACGCGGCGCCUAUCAAGGUGCUCAAGGGCGAGCUCAAGGCGGUCCAGGUGUCGACGACGGUGUCGAAGAACCCGUACUUUGCGGGCGCGGGCGUCAACACGACCGAGCACUAUGGCGAACUCAAGCUGCGGUUCCCGGCCAACUUCAAGACGCUCCUCUUGGUGCCGCUCAUCGAGAAGAUCACGGCGCAGGUGCUCGUGCGGUCGUGCCCUGGCAUCUCGCGUUGCUACACGGUCAAGCAGCGCCUCGACAAGUCGGGCGACGAGGAGCAGUGCAUCCAGACGGCGGGCCUCAACUUCCAGGCCAUCUGGGAGCUCAACGACAAGCUCGACGUGAACCGGCUCGUGACCAACGAUAUUUACCAAGUGCUGCUCAACUACGGUGUCGAGGCCGCGCGCGCGUCGAUCUCCAAGCAGAUCCAGGAUGUGUUUGGUGUCUACGGUAUCUCGGUGGACCCGCGCCACUUGAGCUUGCUGGCCGACUACAUGACGCACUACGGCGACUACAUGCCGCUCAACCGAUCGGGCAUGGCGCGCAAGGGCUCGUCCUUCCAGCAGAUUACGUUCGAGACGUCGAUGAAGUUUUUGACGGAAGCCGCGACCGGCAACUUUGGCGACGACAUGGCGGGUCCCUCGGCGCGCAUCGUGCUGGGCCAGCCCGUCAAGCUCGGCACGGGCUCCUUCUCACUCAUGGCGCCCAUCGCGUUGUAGACAAGCAGUCGAGGAAUGCGC
This is a messenger RNA of Saprolegnia parasitica CBS 223.65, 5376 nucleotides long. RefSeq lists its product as hypothetical. Gene Ontology annotation, molecular function: DNA-directed RNA polymerase activity; DNA binding. Gene Ontology annotation, biological process: DNA-templated transcription. NCBI's taxonomy places the organism in Eukaryota, Oomycota, Saprolegniomycetes, Saprolegniales, Saprolegniaceae. The record is from RefSeq and is a predicted model, not a curated record. Gene Ontology annotation, cellular component: RNA polymerase I complex. Bases 1339 to 5355 code for a protein of 1338 amino acids. The transcript has 2 exons.